CAGCUCUCGUCCUCCACGACGGACGUCUGCUCUUCGAAUCGGCAAACUUCAUCGGAGACUCUGCUUAAAACACUCGACUAAAUAAAUUCAUCAAUUCUUUUCCACAGAAGAAAAAAAAGGAAAGAAGAAACUCUGCCGGAAAUGCAGAGCCAAGAGGACAUUCGUAAUUUACCUAUCGAUAUCGCAUUCGCUCGUCUGGGAGAAUGGUUGGUGGAUCGGAGGAGAAUUCCGGCGGACUGGCGGAAGCGAUUGGCGGCAGUGAGAGCCAAGAUAUCGGCAGCGUUUGCCUCGCUUCCCAAAGACCUUGAUCCUUACUUCCAAACCCUGGACCCUGAAGGCAUUAGGUACUUAGAAGCCAAAGAAAUAUAUGAGAUUCUCCUCAAGUCAACUCCAGAAAGCCGUAAUAUAUUUGGAAGGCUUUCAGGUGCUGCUGGUGCUUGGGAGGCAAUUGUGCGUGCUUUUGAGAAGGAUUCAAUUUUCCUGGGAGAGGCUGCUCAGAUAAUGGUCCAAAAUGUUAAUUAUGAAAUACCUUAUCAGAAGAAGCAGGUACAGAAGAUUCAGCAGCAACUUGUUGAACUGGAGCGGAAGGAAUCUGAGAUAAAAAGAAAUGCAGCCCUUUCAGCAACUAAAUAUGCAGAGGCUUGUCAGGAUCUGGGAUUGCAGGGAGUAAAUGUGAGGUCAGAGCUGUUAGAAACUGCAAGUAAAACUCUUCCAAGCACAUUUAGCAGGAUACUAGAAGUAUUGAAUGGUGAUUCUGUGUCACUGGCUAUUGAAUUCUAUUCAGCCUUUGUCAGAGAUGCUCAUUCUGAACAGGAGAAAACUGUGGGGACUGUGUUGCCAAAUUUAAGAGAAGUCCGUGAAAAGCCACCUUCUAUUACAAUUUCUGUUUGCUCUGAAGCUGUUGAUUCUGCUGUUGCUCAACCCAGCCAGAGCGAACCAAACAAAAUAGCUGGGGAGACAGACUUUGCAGCCGACAGUAUUGAUUGGGAUAUUACAUUGGACAGCUCCCAGAUUGACUGGGAUAUUGGUACCAUAGAAGAGACAGAAGAAAAUGGCAAUGGACUUGGUCCUUAUGAAAUUGUUAAUGCUAGUGAUUUACCAAAUUCUGCUGAUAGUGAAGGUAUUGAGUUGGAUGAGACGGGACUGAUGAAGGAGGAGUUUCCAGCACCUGAGGUUGCUACAUCAGAGAUCUCCUGGGAUAUAAGUGUUGAAAAUCCUGAAUUCAAUGUAACUGAGGAAGCUGGUUCUUCUGGUUUGCAUUCGGAGCCUUCCUUGUUCACGCCAAACACUUCAUCAGAAGUCCAAGGCAGUGCAAAAGAGAGAAGUCCCCUUCUGGAGACUGAUUAUAGGAAUAAGAUUCUUGAUGAUCUGUUUGAGGUUAAAGCAUUUCUGAAUCAACGCUUGAGUGAAUUAACAAAUGAAGAAACUCUGUCAUUGCAACAUCAAGUCCAGGCAGUUGCUCCUUUUGUCCUGCAGCAGUACUCUUCUGAUUCAAUCCAGCCAAUGGUUUCUGACGUUUCAUUGGUUAUAUCAUUGCUAACAAAUAGGAAAACGAGGGACCUUAUUAUGAUUCUCAACUCAAAAAGAUUUUUGGAUAGACUGGUGAAGACCUUGGAAGACAAAAAGCACCACGAGAUCAAGUUAAAGGAGGGAUUGAAGGAUUUGGCUAUUAGGCGGAUGGAGCUUCAAAAUUUAUUAUCUUCUUCAUGGCCAAAACAAGAAUUGGCGUUAGCAAAGACCCGAGAGUUAAAGAAACUUUGUGAAUCUACACUUUCGUCAAUGUUCGAUGAAAGACCGGUUAAUAUAAUUGGAGAGAUAAAUACGUUGCUGAGUAGUAGUAUUUUCAGUGCGUAGAUGCUUGUGAAACUUCUCUCUUUCUUCCCUGUCCAUUUUUGACUAGGAAAUGGACGAACGUGGAAAUCAGAACUGAUCGUUGUAAAAACUAUUUAGCAAAUAUAUUUGAUUGAAGUUAUAACAUGGCUAGAGAUUUAUUU
Messenger RNA from Coffea eugenioides, 1994 nucleotides. RefSeq names its product CDK5RAP3-like protein. NCBI's taxonomy places the organism in Eukaryota, Viridiplantae, Streptophyta, Magnoliopsida, Gentianales, Rubiaceae. The coding region runs from base 142 to 1854 and encodes 570 amino acids. Gene Ontology annotation, cellular component: endomembrane system. Gene Ontology annotation, biological process: regulation of mitotic cell cycle; regulation of cyclin-dependent protein serine/threonine kinase activity. The transcript is spliced from 10 exons. The record is from RefSeq and is a predicted model, not a curated record.